Megalops cyprinoides (Indo-Pacific tarpon) is the source of this 2301-nucleotide messenger RNA. RefSeq names its product GA-binding protein subunit beta-1. The record is from RefSeq and is a predicted model, not a curated record. The coding region runs from base 101 to 1279 and encodes 392 amino acids. Lineage: Eukaryota; Metazoa; Chordata; Actinopteri; Elopiformes; Megalopidae. Gene Ontology annotation, molecular function: transcription cis-regulatory region binding; protein binding. Gene Ontology annotation, biological process: positive regulation of transcription by RNA polymerase II. Gene Ontology annotation, cellular component: nucleus. The transcript has 9 exons.
UUUGGGCGCCGAAGAGACACCAUUAGUAGAAAACACCCCCGAAUCCACAACAUCAUCCAUCGGUCCGUAAUACAUCAAUUUCGCUCACUAAAGUGACAAGAUGUCACUGGUGGAUCUGGGCAAAAAGCUGCUGGAGGCAGCGCGAUCGGGACAGGACGACGAGGUGCGGAUCCUGAUGGCCAACGGAGCGCCGUUCACCACAGACUGGCUUGGAACGUCCCCCCUGCACCUCUCGGCCCAGUACGGGCAUUACUCCACCACGGAGGUCCUGCUGAGAGCAGGCGUAAGUCGGGACGCCAGGACCAAAGUGGACAGGACCCCUCUACAUAUGGCAGCCUCAGAGGGCCACGCCCGCAUCGUUGAGGUGCUGUUGAAGCAUGGAGCUGAUGUCAAUGCGAAAGACAUGCUGAAAAUGACGGCUCUCCACUGGGCUACGGAACAUGGCCAUCGGGAAGUCGUUGAGCUCCUCAUCAAGUACGGCGCUGAUGUUCACGUCCAGAGCAAAUUUUGCAAAAACGCCUUGGACAUUGCGAUUGACAAUGCCAACGAAGAGCUUGCUGAGAUCCUUCAGGUGUCCAUGCAAAACCAAAUAAACACAAACCCGGAGAGUCCAGACACAGUGACGAUACACACAGCAACGCCGCAGUUUAUCAUCGGGCCUGGAGGCGUGGUGAACUUAGCAGGCCUGGUUUCCGGAAAUUCCUCCAAAUCAGCAGAUGAGGCGGGUCUGUCAGCAUUACAGUUUGGCAACUCCUCAACAUCAGUUUUAGCUACAUUAGCCGCUAUAGCAGAAGCAUCUGCCCCUUUAACCAAUUCAUCUGAGACACCAGUUGUAGCCACAGAAGAGGUGGUAACAGCAGACUCAGUGGAUGGUGCCAUUCAGCAGGUAGUCAGCUCAGGGGGUCAGCAGGUCAUCACUAUAGUUACAGAUGGCAUCCAGUUGGGCAACCUACAAACUGCCGGCGGCAUCGGCCAGCCCAUCAUUGUCACCAUGCCAGACGGCCAGCAAGUUUUAACAGUGCCCGCCACAGAUAUUGCAGAGGAAACUGUGAUCAGUGAAGAGCCAAUGGUGAAGAGGCAACGCAUAGAGAUUAUAGAAAAUCAUGUAGACAGCGCAGAAAUUGAGGAGAAGGAGACCCUACAGAAACAGUUAGAGGAGGCCAACCGGGAAGCCCAGAAAUACAGACAGCAGCUGCUAAAGAAGGAGCAGGAGGCAGAGGCUUACAGACAGAAACUGGAGGCCAUCACCCGUCACCAGAGCAGCAAAAAAACCGCGUGAGCCCUCUGUCCUAAAGAACUCAAGAGGGAUUCUCCUGGAUGAAUGUCCUCCAAAAUAUGUCAGAGAGAGAGAGACCCCUGCUGUAGCAGCUCACCAGCAUGCUUGAUAUCUGCAGUCGGGCAUCGUGGUCUCUCUGGGAAAAGUAGAACGGACUGGAGAAGAUUGGCUUUUUAUCACGAAAGCUUAAAGAAAACUCUCGCCCGAAGAGACGGACAUGCUUCCGUCCAGUUUGUAAACACUUCUUACGGAUGCUCCUCUGUACAUAGUUGCAGGCUAAUUGAAGGCCUCCGCUUCCUUUUACAUUUUACAGUAUGUUGUUUUUGACACACGGUACAACACAAAGCCUGGCUUUAGCGCUGCACUUCCACUUCAGUGAAGCUGAAAUUUUCUUGCAUUUAACUUUUUUUUUUACAUGAGAAAAAAGCAAGACAUCGUCUUUAAAUUGUGGCAUUUAAAAAACAAAACAAAAAAAAAAACAUUUUUACAUGUACUGAUUAUGAAAGGGAAUUAUGUAGCUAGUAGAAAGGAGGGAAGAUGCAGCUAGUAGUUUAUGAUGUACUCUAAACACUACCUAAAGAGGCUGUGAUUCUUUUUUAUUUGUCUUUAUCUGAUGAAGAUAUCUGGCCCUUUUAUCAUGAGCAGUGUGAAUAACAGCCGAUUCCUCCAAGCGAAUGCAAAGUCUCUCAUGGCAAUUAUUGCCGUAGUAACUCUUUUGCCCUCUGUGGGAGGGUUUCACCUACUAAGAAAACCCCAUGACUAUUAGGUUUAUGAGAGGAUGUAAACGAAGAUUUCUUUCUGUGCUGUCAGGUUCGCUCUCUUUUCUCCCUGUCUGUCCCGCGUUACUGUCUUGUCUUUUCAUACAGUUCGAGUGUAUUUUGAAGGAUGAAUAUAGACAUGUAUGUAUUUUAUUCAUGUAUUCAUGUAUUGACUCCAAAAAAGGGCACAUUUAUUACAAUUAACACACUUUAAUCCAGUUCCCUAUCCAAGAGGGUGUUUUUAUAUGUGUAUAUAUUUAGUUAUUC